CUAUGUACUUGUGCUUUUUCUCUAUCAAAUAAAUAAAUAAAAUCUUAAAAAAAAAAGAAAAAGAAAAAGAACCAAUUGCAUGGGGAAAAAAAUGAAGCAGGGGCACCUGGGUGGCUCAGUGGUUGAUCAUCUACCUUCAGCUUAGGGCGUGAUCCUGGGAUUCUGAGAUUGAGUCCUGCAUUGGGCUCCCCAUCCAGGAGCCUGCUUCUCCCUCUGCCUAUGUCUCUGCCCCUCUGUCUGUGUCUCUCAUGAAUAAAUGAAUAGAAUCUUUAAAAAAAAAUCAGUUGGAUGAGCUGGUAAGGAAAACUGAUGGCCCCUUCCACCCCUAAUCCUGUUAAGACUUUUGGUCCACUUAGACUCUGGGAACUUUUUUUUUUAACCAUCUCAGUCAAAGCCUCAUCUCACUUGCUAAAGACACCAAUCUGCUUCCUUCCUCUCUGCCUAUACCCCACCUCUCACCAGGGUGAUGGGGUCACAGUGGGGGCUUGGAAUAAGGGUGUGCAGAGAACUGAGGUGUUGAAGCUUCCCAAGAGGACAUAGCCAAGGGAUCCAGAAAGUGAGAACUCCCAGGUUUUCUUGGUCUUGGCUUUCCCCACCAGUUCGAGCAUCUCAGCUUCCUACAUUGCCCGCCCCCUUAUUUGCCACACUCAACUUCCUGCCCCACUAGAGGAAGUGGGGAGAGACAGCAGGUGCAGCGACAGCUAGCAGGGCCAUGCAACAGGACAAGGAGUAUGUGGGUUUCGCCGCCCUCCCCAAUCAGCUGCACCGCAAGUCCGUCAAGAAGGGCUUCGACUUCACACUCAUGGUGGCAGGGGAGUCAGGCUUGGGAAAAUCCACCCUCAUCAACAGCCUGUUUCUCACCAAUCUCUAUGAGGACCGGCAACUGCCAGAGGCCAGCGCUCGCUUGACACGAACACUGACCAUCGAGCGCCGGGGUGUGGAGAUCGAGGAGGGGGGUAUUAAGGUGAAGCUGACAGUGGUGGAUACACCUGGCUUUGGGGACUCCGUGGAUUGUUCAGACUGCUGGCUGCCUGUGGUGCGUUUCAUUGAGGAGCAAUUUGAGCAGUAUCUUAGGGAUGAGAGUGGCCUGAACCGGAAGAACAUUCAGGAUUCCCGUGUCCACUGCUGCCUCUACUUCAUCUCACCCUUUGGCCGAGGGCUCCGGCCCCUAGAUGUGGCCUUCCUCCGGGCAGUGCAUGAAAAGGUCAACAUCAUCCCAGUCAUUGGCAAAGCAGAUGCCCUGAUGCCUAAGGAGACCCAGGCUCUCAAGCAGAAGAUCAGGGACCAGUUGAAAGAGGAAGAGAUCAACAUCUACCAGUUCCCCGAUUGUGACUCUGAUGAGGAUGAGGACUUCAAGAGGCAGGAUGCAGAGAUGAAAGAAAGCAUCCCUUUUGCAGUUGUUGGUUCCUGCGAGGUAGUGAGGGACCGUGGGACCCGGCCUGUGAGGGGACGCCGCUACUCCUGGGGUACCGUGGAGGUCGAGAACCCACAUCACUGCGACUUCCUGAACCUGCGACGGAUGCUGGUGCAGACACACCUGCAGGACCUGAAGGAAGUGACCCACGAUCUUCUCUACGAGGGCUACCGGGCCAGCUGCCUACAGAGCCUAGCCCGGCCUGGGGCUCGCGAUCGAACCAGCCGUAGUAAGCUCUCCCGCCAGAGCGCCACAGAGAUCCCGCUGCCCAUGCUGCCUCUGGCGGAGACAGAGAAAUUGAUCCGUGAGAAAGAUGAAGAGCUGCGCCGCAUGCAAGAGAUGCUGGAGAAGAUGCAGGCCCAGAUGCAGCAAAGCCAGACUCAGGGAGAGCAAUCGGACACUCUCUGAGGACCCCGCCCGGCC
Nyctereutes procyonoides (raccoon dog) is the source of this 1837-nucleotide messenger RNA. It is a transcript of the gene SEPTIN1, whose product is annotated as septin 1. Lineage: Eukaryota; Metazoa; Chordata; Mammalia; Carnivora; Canidae. The record is from RefSeq and is a predicted model, not a curated record. Gene Ontology annotation, cellular component: synaptic vesicle; septin ring; septin complex. Gene Ontology annotation, biological process: regulation of exocytosis; cytoskeleton-dependent cytokinesis. Bases 713 to 1822 code for a protein of 369 amino acids. The transcript has 11 exons. Gene Ontology annotation, molecular function: GTP binding; GTPase activity; molecular adaptor activity.